Molecule: messenger RNA, 812 nt
Organism: Paramecium primaurelia
Lineage: Eukaryota; Ciliophora; Oligohymenophorea; Peniculida; Parameciidae
Source: the annotation of a GenBank genome assembly
AUGCUUAGUGAAUAGAUAGUUAAUCCUGAACCUAGAAUAGCAACUGAAUUUGAUAAUAAAUUAGUUUGUCAUGUAUGUGACGAUGAACUUGAACGUCCAAAUCAUUGGUAUGAUUAAAUUAUAAGAUUAGUGAUUUUUGUGGAAAAUCUACUUGCUCUAAUUGUAUAGUGAAGAGAAGAAAAUCAAAAGAUGAUGCUAUUCAUCCUGUUUGUGAAUAUUGUGAACGUAUAUUUGUUGAACGUAUUCUAAUAUUAAGUGUAAAAAAGUAAAAAGAAGAAUUAGCAAAUUCUUUGGAAUAAGCAAAUGUAGAAUUAGCUAAUAAAAGAUAAUAAUUAUAUUCAUUUAAGAAUGUACUUUAGAAUAAUCCAGAUUCAGUAACUUCUGAAUAAAAGAUUUAAAAAUUAGAUGAAGAUAUAAUUGAAGCCACAUAUCAAAAAAAUAUAUUAUUAUCACAAUAACAAGAAAUAGAAAUAGAGAAAAUAGAACUUAAAUAAUCAAAUAUGGAAAAAGCUUAAAAUGUAGAUAUUAAAUAAGUGAAAUUACAGGAGACAUUAAAUAAAGCAUAGAAAUCUAAAGAUGAAUUAGAAGACAUUUAAAGAUAAAUUGAUGAGUUCUUGGCUAAUUUACCUAUACUAGAAGCUGAAUAAAAAUCAGCAAUUACUUAAUUAGACUUCUCAAAUUAUGAAUAAAUAUUUAGAGGUAGCAAUUUACCUGAAUUAAUGAAUUAAUAAGCCAUUAAAUAAAGUCAAAUAAUGUAAUAACCUAAUAGUAAGAAAAAAUAAGAAUAGAAAAAGGAUUGUAAUAUAUUUUGA